Molecule: messenger RNA, 875 nt
Organism: Anopheles funestus (African malaria mosquito)
Lineage: Eukaryota; Metazoa; Arthropoda; Insecta; Diptera; Culicidae
Product: 40S ribosomal protein S10b-like
Exons: 3
Coding region: 108-581 (157 amino acids)
Cellular component (GO): cytosolic small ribosomal subunit
Molecular function (GO): RNA binding; structural constituent of ribosome
Source: RefSeq, a predicted model, not a curated record
GCUGCGUUUACAUCGUUUCGCGCUGUCAAUGUCAUCAACCAACUGCCGUGCUUUCGUUCUUUCUCUUCCGGGCAGUGUACCGAACCGUAUUGACACAUUUCGCCAAGAUGUUCAUGCCAAAAGCGCAUCGCGUCGCCAUCUACGAGUACCUCUUCAAGGAGGGUGUGCUGGUAGCGCAGAAAGAUUUCUACGCCCCGAAGCAUCCAGAGCUGGAGAACAUCCCGAACCUGCAUGUCAUCAAGACGAUGCAGUCGCUCAAGUCGAAGAACUUCGUGAAGGAGCAGUUCGCCUGGCGCCAUUACUAUUGGUAUCUGACCAACGAGGGUAUUGAGUAUUUGCGUGCGUACCUGCAUCUGCCGGCAGAAAUCGUGCCGUCGACGCUGAAGCGAGCGGCCCGUUCGGAACCACAGCGCGCCCGCACCCAAGCUGGUCCCCGUCCGGAAGGUCCGAAGAGUGGCGAGGAUCGUCAGGCGUACCGGCGCAUGCAGCAGGCGGCUCCGGCCGAUAAGAAGGGUGAUGUCGGUGUUGGUACCGGCGAGCUAGAAUACCGUGGUGGAUUCGGUCGUGGUAACCGUAUGUGAAUGUGCGCGGUGAUCACAACACACAACACCCAACAACAAUCAAUCGUCGGUUAGUUCGUCUUUGCUGUAAUCGCGUCGAAGGAUAUACUGUUUGAAACUGCUCGGUGCGCAUAAUGCGAUUGAAUGUCGAGCAGGACGUGAUGGUGGCGGUUAACUAAAGCUUAACACUACCGAGAGCGUCUUAUACAAGUGCACGAUAAUUUUUUUUUUGUUGCGAUUGCAAUUCAUUUUGUUUUCAUGUAAAGACAAACAAGAAAACGUUCUUCGAUUAAUAAAAGGCAAGACGAACUGGUA